Linum tenue is the source of this 1938-nucleotide messenger RNA. The record is from the annotation of a GenBank genome assembly. Lineage: Eukaryota; Viridiplantae; Streptophyta; Magnoliopsida; Malpighiales; Linaceae.
AGACAGAGGCUUAACCCAAAAGCGUAAUAGUAACCCUAGUUUAGUUUCUCUUCCUCGCGAAUUUUGUAUCCUCACGCCAGGACGUCAGCCGAGUUCUAUUCUACGGGAAGAGUCAUCUCUCUGAUCUUCGUUGUCGAUCGGAUUUCAGAAUGGCGGAUUCUCCUUCUCAAAGGAACUCACGGUCUCCAUCUCCUUGGAGAGGCCAGUCAAGGUCUAGAUCCCGGUCUAGGGCCAGGUCCAGGUCUAGAUCAUUGGACAGGCCGAAACAUAGAUCGCGCUCUCGCAGUCGUGGCAGGGUUGAGGCUGUUAAUCCAGGAAACACUCUCUAUGUGACUGGCCUCUCUACAAGGGUCACUGAUAGGGAACUCGAAGAUCAUUUUGCAAAGGAGGGAAAGGUUGCCUCAUGUUUCCUUGUUGUGGAGCCCCGUACGCGCAUUUCUCGUGGGUUUGCUUUUGUCACGAUGGACUCUGUUGAGGAUGCGAACCGUUGUGUUAAGUAUCUGAACCAGUCUGUUCUGGAAGGACGAUAUAUAACUGUGGAGAAGGUCGUACUCAGUAGACAUUGCAUCAGCUUUUUCGCAGCAAUCAAAGAUGAUCAAUUCAUCCAUGUCAACUUAGUGAAACAGCCUGAUCAUGGACAGCUGAAACAGCCCUUUUCAAAUGCUUGUGAUCAACUAACGUAGCAACUAUAUUGUUCAACACUAUACCACUUCAGCAUUCAAUUUCAACUCAACUAAUCAACGGACAUUUCCAACAACUUUCUAAUCAGGCUUUAUGGUAUUGGAAACCUGGAACUCAUUUAAUGGAAAACUAUGACCUGGUGCUUCUCCUUUUCUUUUAGUGGAAGACCUUUUCCCGCCUUCAUUUUGGCUUUUCAUUUGUAUAUAUGCACCUGCAUUUCCUUGACCAUGCAGUCAUGGAGCUUUUUGUGUUUCUGCUCGUUGGAAAUGGGGGUUUCUAUGUUGCUAUUAAGAAAUUGCUAGUCAUGGUAAGAAAAAAACAACUGAAGUAGUUUAUCAUUGACCUUGCAGUCUCGGAGGAAACGACCAAGGACUCCAACUCCAGGACAUUAUCUUGGUCUCAAGAACACAAGGGAUGAGGGACCUCGUGAUCGUGAUCGUGGUAGGUAUCGAGGCGGUGGUGGAGGGGGUGGCUAUGGUUAUGAUGAUUACCAUAGGUCCCCGAGGCACGAUGACUACCGUAGGUCUCCAAGGCGGUCCCCAUAUGGAGGUGGCGGUCGUGACUAUUCUCCUCCUCCUAGGCACUCUCCUUAUGGCGGUGGGAGAUCAAGGAGGUACCGGUCAAGGUCACCUUAAACUCCCUCUCGCUCUCUUAUAUUCUCUUUAAGUUUUCAGAGAGGAUAACCAUGGAUGUAGCCAUCCAGUCCAGACCUGCGAGUUAGUGCAGAUAGGGGGAGAGGUGUCUGUACUUGUUUGAGCCGGGCUUGUAGUGAACAGGAGGAUUAGCCUUUUCAUGAUGUGGAUUUUUGUGUGUUGGUGUAACCCAAAUAUACUGUGGCUGCAGUCGUUAUGCCAAGUUGCUAGACAAGCUGCUCAACAGCUCAGCGCUUUGUCUUUCAUCAUUAGUCUGGAAGCGUAUGAUUUGUUUGGUGUGUUAGGGUCUGGGGUUGUCGUACGGAGAGUCGGGUUUGCUUAAAGCGAUCAUCAGCAUCUUGUGCCUUUGAAGGAGCCUUCUGCUUCAGUUGCUGCUCAUCUUUUACUUAAUCCAGUUUCUGGCAAUUAGAUCAUCCUAUCAAAAUCGCGAGCUGCAGUUGAAAUAGGUUCUGGCAAAGAAAAUCCUUCGAUCGCUCUUAGGUGUAAUGAACUGCAUACUUGGAAUCAAUUGAACUUUCGUUUAUCCUUUUGCUGUCAAACGUGUAAAUAUUGCCGAAAAGAGACUAACGUUAGGUGAAUUGAACCUUGGUGUCUAGCUAGUGAC